Trichosurus vulpecula (common brushtail) is the source of this 1712-nucleotide messenger RNA. It is a transcript of the gene CRHBP, whose product is annotated as corticotropin releasing hormone binding protein. Bases 153 to 1118 code for a protein of 321 amino acids. Gene Ontology annotation, biological process: negative regulation of corticotropin-releasing hormone receptor activity; negative regulation of corticotropin secretion; hormone-mediated signaling pathway. The transcript has 7 exons. Gene Ontology annotation, molecular function: corticotropin-releasing hormone binding. NCBI's taxonomy places the organism in Eukaryota, Metazoa, Chordata, Mammalia, Diprotodontia, Phalangeridae. The record is from RefSeq and is a predicted model, not a curated record.
AGUUAAGGGACAGAGUGCCUCCCCUCCUCAUUCCUCUAUAAAAGAGACCUGUCAAAGAUACCCUACCAGUUCCAAGCAACCAGCUCAGACAGAGGUGAAGGAAAAACUGAGCCUGGACCUCUUGAGAAGAGUGGCAGUCUACAAGGUCCAGAAUGUCGCCUGCCUUCAAACUUCAGUGUCACUUCAUCCUGAUCUUUCUGGGAGCUCUUAGGGGAGAGACCAGAUACCUGGAGCUGCGGGAGGUUGCAGAAGCCGACCCUUUCUUGUUCUUCAACACCGACCUGAAGCGGGAGCUGUCCGAGGAACAGGUCUAUCACCGCUCGCUGAGAUGUAUAGACAUGUUGAGCAUCGAGGGUCAGUUCACCUUCACCGCGGAGCAGCCCCAACUGCACUGCGCCGCCUUCUUCAUCGGGGAGCCGGAGGAAGUCAUCUCCAUCCAGUACGACCUGGUCAACAUUGACUGCCAGGGAGGAGACUUUCUGAAGGCUUUUGAUGGUUGGAUUCUUAAAGGGGAGAAAUUUCCCAGUUCCCAGGAUCAUCCUCUUCCUAUGUCUGACCGGUACAUAGAUUUCUGCGAAAGUGGCAAUAUCAGAAGCUUUAGCUCAUCACAGAACGUGGCCAUGAUCUUCUUCCGGAUUCAUGAGAUUGGCAAUGGAUUUACAAUAACCAUAAAGAAAAACCCUAACCUCUUCCCCUGCAAUGUCAUCUCUCAGACCCCCAACGGAAAGUUUACUAUGGUGAUUCCUCAUCAGCACAGAAACUGCAGCUUCUCUAUCAUUUAUCCAGUGGUUAUAAAAAUAUCUGAUCUCAUAUUGGGGCAUCUAAACAGUCUUCAGUUAAAGAAACCUUCAGUAGGUUGUGGGGGAAUAGGAGAUUUUGUAGAGCUAUUGGGAGGAACUGGAUUGGACCCUUCCAAGAUGAUGCCUUUUGCUGAUCUAUGUUAUCCUUUUCAUGGCCCUGCCCAGAUGACAAUCGGCUGUGACAAUACUGUAGUACGUAUGGUCUCCAGUGGGAAACACGUCAAUCGUGUGACAUUUGAGUAUCAUCAGCUUGAGCCCUAUGACCUGGAAAGUCCCAAUGGAAACAGCAUUAAGGAAUACUGCUUCCCUAGCCUCUGAAUUGCCAGGCUAAGAUUUCCAUGUUGCUAAUGAAGUAAGGUUUUACUGAAUGUACCAUGUACUUCUAAGUCUGAUAUCCUGGAGUCAUUGAAUCUUUCUACUGUCUAGUACUUAGCUAUUUCAUACCAGUCAGUAUUACCAGCCUUGUGCUGGAAAUAAAAUCACCGCAAUCAUUUUGUAUUUUCCUUUGGGGUUUAUAAUGUGGAAGUGGGCACCGGGAAGAAAAUGGUCUUUUUUUUUGCCAAGAUAAGCAGAGGUCCAGAUGGAAAUGUCCACUAUCCCUUAAGAGACAAAACUCAGCAGAUCAUGUGGGCACCACAAGUGAAAGAUGGAUCUUGUGAUCUUAUAAUCUUUUCACACUGGGUGAAAAUUCCAAAGGAACACCCAAUGGUGGCAUGUGCCUCCUCCAGUUUAUGAUGGAAAGUCCAGUAUUCCUAUGUAUGCAAAAGCAGUUGCUUCUGUUUUAUUUAUUAUACCCACACACUCAUUUAUUUAUUUAUUUGUAAUGCCUUGUUUUUAAUAAAACUUUGUAGCAUGGAAAUAUUUUCCUUCCACAAGUUCAAACAUGAAUAAAAUACAUUCAAAAUGUUGGCA